This is a messenger RNA of Astyanax mexicanus (Mexican tetra), 2467 nucleotides long. It is a transcript of the gene dnajc21, whose product is annotated as DnaJ heat shock protein family (Hsp40) member C21. Bases 402 to 2021 code for a protein of 539 amino acids. Lineage: Eukaryota; Metazoa; Chordata; Actinopteri; Characiformes; Acestrorhamphidae. The transcript has 12 exons. Gene Ontology annotation, cellular component: cytoplasm. Gene Ontology annotation, molecular function: nucleic acid binding; zinc ion binding. The record is from RefSeq and is a predicted model, not a curated record.
GUCAGUUUCAGGCGUCAGCAGCACGUUGUUGCGGAGCGCGGGUAGCUAGUAGCUGAAGAGCGGGUUAAAUAGUGAGAUAAUAUUAAUAAAUAUUAUAUUAUUACUGCGGCGGACCCUCCCGGGGGGAAGAUAUGGAACCCGGGCUGCUGUAUUUGUAUAUCAGAGCGCGGUGUGAGCGGUGUAACAGGCAGGAGAAGGCUGUGGAGUGGAAAUGCUAACAGGCUAACCGGUGUGUUAGUGUGUGUUAGUCAGGCUGUAGCUGUGCUGGUUUAACUGUAGUUGCAGGUACACAGCGUGUCUGUAUCUCACAGCUCUCUGUAGUUAUCUGUAUUGCUCUGGUUUGGUUUGGGGUAUCAGUAUCAGUUAGACUCUGAGUCCUUCAGUAGGAGAAGCUGUGCAGGAUGAAGUGCCAUUACGAGGUGUUGGGAGUCCAGAGGGAAGCGACUGAUGACGAUGUUAAAAAAGCCUACAGGAAACUGGCCCUCAAAUGGCAUCCAGAUAAGAACCUGGAGAAUGCAGAGGAAGCUGCAGAGCAGUUCAAACUGAUUCAGGCAGCUUAUGAUGUUAUUAGUGAUCCACAGGAGAGAGCCUGGUACGAUAACCACCGGGAUGCGCUGCUGAAGGGUGGAGUAAGUGGAGAGUACCAGGAUGACAGUAUUGAUCUGGUGCAGUACUUCACUGUGACCUGUUACUCAGGUUAUGGAGAUGAUGAGAAGGGUUUCUACACUGUGUACAGGAACCUUUUUGAGUCCAUUGCAAAGGAAGAAAUGGAGCACAGUAAAGAGGAAGAUGAUGAGUGUGACGACUUCCCCACAUUUGGAGACUCUGAGAGUGACUAUGAUACGGUUGUGCACUUGUUCUAUGGCUGCUGGCAAAGUUUCUGCACGAGGAAAAACUUUGCCUGGAAGGAGGAGUACGAUACCCGGCAGGCCUCGAACCGCUGGGAGAGAAGAGCCAUGGAGAAGGAGAACAAGAAGACCCGGGACAAGGCCAGGAAAGAGCGCAGUGAGCUGGUGCGCCAACUCGUGGCCUUCGUGCGUAAACGCGACCGACGCGUUCAGGCCCACAAAAAGCUGGUGGAGGAGCAGAACGCAGAAAAAGCCAAAAGGGUGGAGGAGAUGAGGAGGAAACAGAAGGUAGAGCAGGCUAAACUGGCAGAGAAUUACAAAGAGCAGAGUUGGGCGGCCAUGUCUGAACUGGAGAAGGAGCUGCAGCAGAUGGAGGCUCAGUAUGGACAGCAGUUUGGGGACGCUUCGGACACUGAGGAGGAGCUUGAUGACAUACAGGACAGAGUGGACACAGAUGCUGUGGAUGUGGAUGGUGCUGAUGAGGGAGAGGAGUUUUAUGAUGAUCUUUACUGUCCUGCCUGUGACAAGUCCUUCAAAUCCGACAAAGCCAUGAAGAACCACGAGAAGUCCAAGAAGCACAGAGAAAUGGUGGCGUUGCUGCGACAACAGCUGGAGGAGGAAGAUGAAUGUCUGAAUCUGAAUACAGCAGAGAAAGAUGAAGAGGAAGAAGAGGCUGAGGAAGAUGAUGAAGAGGAGGAGAGGGAUGGUGCACCUAGACAGAAGUUGUCCAAAAAACAGAAGAAGAAAAAGCGUCAGCAGAAAAAUACAAAUAAUGCUUCAGAAGAGCCAAAGCCUGAGAGUCCAGUUCCAGAUUCCACUGAGGAUGCCACUGAACCAGCCCAAACGGGCAGUUAUGAGGACGCCCCUGCCUCUGAGGACCUCACAGCAGAGGAGAGCAAAAAGGACAAACCUGAACCUAACAAAAGCUCUUCAAAGACUAAAAGCAAAAAAGGUGGAAAAGACACAAAGAAAAACAGCAGCAAGCCUCAGGGAAGUGGAGAAACAAUCCAAGAGAAGGAGCUGAAUCUGCGCUGUGUGACCUGCCAGUAUGAAUUCACCUCCAGAAACAAACUGUUUGAUCACCUGAAAACCACAGGCCAUGCCACGGCCGUGCAGUCCAGCUCAGCCGCAAACACGACAAAGAGUAAGAAGGACAAGAGGAAGAACAGAUGACCGCAGCCGUGACCAGCAGUUAAUACUACUCUUAUUAAGAACAAUAAAGACUGAAUCAGUGGAGAAGCUUUACACAGAGACCCUCAGACACUCCGGGCUGCACACUUUUGAUUUCCUGAUAUUCAUUUGUGAGUGUGUGUGUGUGUGUGUGUGUGAGUGUGUGUGUGCGUGCAUACAGUUUCUACAACUUAUUAAUAGAUAUUGGAAAAUCCACUGCAUGCUCACAAUACUAUGAAUUGCUGAAGGUGUGCAGAAAAUGACCAGAACUUCAGCUACAUCUAACAUUAAUGAACUGAAGACGUUCUCUAGGUGAGUGCUUUCUCCUGGGCAUGCGAUAUGAAAUGUGUUGUAUGGAACAUGCAUUUCAUUCACCCUCCUUGUUGUGUGGAGAAACUGAGAAUAAAUCUGUCUGUGAUGCUGCUGUUCAUGACUGACAAAACAGCUAA